Papilio machaon (common yellow swallowtail) is the source of this 2141-nucleotide messenger RNA. RefSeq names its product nucleolar GTP-binding protein 1 (gene Non1). The transcript has 15 exons. The record is from RefSeq and is a predicted model, not a curated record. Bases 103 to 2061 code for a protein of 652 amino acids. Gene Ontology annotation, cellular component: nucleolus. Lineage: Eukaryota; Metazoa; Arthropoda; Insecta; Lepidoptera; Papilionidae. Gene Ontology annotation, biological process: ribosomal large subunit biogenesis. Gene Ontology annotation, molecular function: RNA binding; GTP binding; GTPase activity.
AUGUUCGCCUUACGUCCUUUUUAAUUUGCAGAUCUACACGUGUUUACGUGUGGACUCUGCAAGACUUUAUUUUAAACAAAAAUAGGAAUAAAAUAGAUCAAAAUGAGUUUAUAUAACUUUAAAAAGAUUGCUGUAGUUCCUACAGCCAAGGACUUUAUUGAUAUAAUACUUUCAAAAACACAACGUAAAACGCCAACAGUUGUUCAUAAACAUUAUAAAAUAACACGUAUACGUGCAUUUUAUAUAAGAAAAGUAAAGUUCACACAACAAAAUUUUCAUGAUCGACUAUCAAGGAUUAUUCAGGAAUUUCCAAAACUUGAUGAUGUUCACCCAUUUUAUGCUGAUCUAAUGAAUGUUCUCUAUGACAAAGAUCAUUACAAACUUGGCUUGGGUCAGCUCAACACUGCACGACAUCUUAUUGAUAAUGUUGCAAAAGAUUAUGUGAGGUUGCUCAAAUAUGGAGACUCCCUGUACCGUUGCAAACAGCUCAAAAGAGCGGCCUUGGGUCGGAUGGCAACUAUCAUGAAAAGACAGGGUGCCAAUCUUACAUACUUAGAACAGGUCCGACAACACUUGGCGAGGUUGCCUUCAAUAGACCCAUAUACAAGAACAAUUAUCAUUUGUGGCUUCCCCAAUGUUGGCAAAUCCAGUUUUAUUAACAAGAUCACAAGAGCAGAUGUAGAAGUACAACCGUACGCAUUCACCACAAAGAGCUUGUAUGUGGGGCACACCGACUACAAAUAUCUGAGAUGGCAGGUGAUAGACACACCUGGAAUCCUGGAUCACCCGCUGGAGGAACGCAAUGUGAUAGAGAUGCAGGCUGUGACUGCGCUUGCUCAUCUGCGCGCAGCAGUGCUCUACUUCAUAGACCCCUCCGAGCAAUGUGGACAUAACAUAGAGGAACAGAUAUCACUGUUUGAAAGUAUAAAGCCAUUGUUCAGUAACAAGCCGCUGAUUGUGGUGUUGAACAAGAUGGACGUGGUGAAGCCGGAGGAGUUGCCAGAGGGCAAGAGGCAGCUCAUCCAACAGCUGGAGGAGGUGUGCGCUAAAGGCAACUUGGUCAACGUGGACUCAAACUCUGAGCUGCGCACUGUGCCGGUGAUGCGCAUGUCCACCAUGACGGAGGAGGGUGUGCAGGAGGUGAAGAUCGAGGCCUGCGAGCGUCUGCUCUCACACAGAGUCACCGAGAAGAUGAGGACCAAGAAGGUGGACGGUAUCCUGAACCGUCUGCACGUGGCGGUGCCAGCAGCACGCGACGGCAAAGCGCGGCCGCCGGUCAUCCCGCCAGCAGCAGCAGCUCGUCUGCAGCAGCGCGCCAACAAGGAGAACAGGAAGCGCAAGCUCGAGAGAGAGAUUGAACUUGAACAGGGAGAUGACUACAUCCUCGAUCUGCAGAAGAACUAUUCAGAGAUCCCGGAGGAGGAGCGCCAUGACCCCAUCCCCGAGUUCUGGGAGGGACACAACAUCGCAGACUACAUCGACCCAGAAAUAUUCGACAAACUUGCUGAGCUGGAGAAGGAGGAGGAGGUGCGUGAGGCUGGUGGAAUGUACGCAGUGCCCAAGAUAGAGCUGGACGAGACCAUGCGAGAGAUCAGACAGCUCGCCACACAGAUACGCAACAAGAAGGCGAUCCUGAAGGACGAGUCUCGUCUCACGAAGCAGUCGACGAAGCCGGUGAUGCCGCGCACGAGUCGAGCUCGAGCAAGAGAUCGCUCCACCACCAAGCUCCGGGACGAGAUGGAGAAACUGGGUGUGGACAUGUCAGAGACACGAGAGGCGCACUUCACACGCACUGUGUCGCGAUCUCGUUCACGUUCACUUUCAGCUCCGGCGGCGAAACGCGCGCGCACAGACCGCACAGUGUCCCGACCACCUAGAGAUACACAGGGUGUUAAAGAUGUCGCCAUGCAAAAGAGAGCAAAGAAGAUGGCGCACGUGGCUAUCGCCAAGAAGACGAAGAAGAUGGGUCUGAAGGGGGAGGCGGAUCGCUUCAUCGGCACCAAGAUGCCCAAACAUCUGUUCGCAGGCAAACGUGGCGUUGGCAAAACCGACAGACGAUAAACUAUGUCUCUUGUUACAUUACUUAUGUAUUCCGUUUAUAUUUCAUUAAAGUUAUUAAAAACACAAAAAGGAGGUUUCUU